Molecule: messenger RNA, 837 nt
Organism: Drosophila albomicans
Lineage: Eukaryota; Metazoa; Arthropoda; Insecta; Diptera; Drosophilidae
Product: serine protease 1-like
Exons: 1
Coding region: 2-784 (260 amino acids)
Biological process (GO): proteolysis
Molecular function (GO): serine-type endopeptidase activity
Source: RefSeq, a predicted model, not a curated record
CAUGAAGGUGUUCAUUACUCUACUGGCUUUGGCUGUUGCCUCUGCCUCGGCUUACGAGGAGGUGAUCCACAACAAGGAUAUCACCAAGGUGAACAAGAUCGAGGGUCGCAUUACCAACGGCUACCCAGCCUACGAGGGCAAGGCUCCCUACACCGUCGGACUCGGCUUCAGCGGUGGCUGGUGGUGCGGUGGUUCCAUCAUCUCCAACACCUGGGUCCUUACUGCUGAGCACUGCACUGGCAGCGCCGAGUCCGUCACCGUCUACUUCGGUGCCACAUGGCGCACCAAUGCCCAGUACACUCACUAUGUUAGCCGCAACGACAUGAUCAACCACGGAUCAAAGGAUAUUUCUUUGAUCCGCAUCCCUCAUGUGGACUUCUGGAGCAUGGUCAACAAGGUUGAGCUGCCCAGCUACAACGAUCGCUACAACGACUACAACAAUUGGUGGGCUGUUGCUUGCGGCUGGGGUGGCACCUAUGAUGGCUCUCCUCUGCCCGACUGGCUCCAGUGCGUCGACUUGCAGGUUAUUUCCAACAGCGAGUGCGCUCAGACCUACGGCACCGGCACUGUUACCGACAGCAUCAUCUGUGUGAGGACUCCCGACGGCAAGUCCACCUGCGGUGGUGACUCUGGUGGUCCUCUGGUUACACACGACGGCAGCAAGCUUAUUGGUGUUACCAACUGGGUGUCUGCUGCUGGCUGCCAAUCUGGCCAUCCUUCUGGCUUCCAGCGUGUCACCUACCACUUGGACUGGAUCCGUGAGCACACUGGCAUUUCUUACUAAAAAGCUAUAACAACUUACGAGAAAUUAAAAAAAAUUUGAUUUGAAAAGCAAAA